Molecule: messenger RNA, 6345 nt
Organism: Nilaparvata lugens (brown planthopper)
Lineage: Eukaryota; Metazoa; Arthropoda; Insecta; Hemiptera; Delphacidae
Product: zinc finger protein 517
Exons: 8
Coding region: 903-2477 (524 amino acids)
Biological process (GO): regulation of transcription by RNA polymerase II
Molecular function (GO): RNA polymerase II cis-regulatory region sequence-specific DNA binding; DNA-binding transcription factor activity, RNA polymerase II-specific
Source: RefSeq, a predicted model, not a curated record
UAUAUACAGUAUUAUAAAUAAUGACCACCGGUUUGGUUGUGUUAUGAAUAUUGAUAAAUAACAUAACCUAAUCAUUGAUGAGCAACCCAGUUGAAAGAGUCCUAUUUCCUAUUCUUAUUUCCAUAUUGGUUUUGUACGAUCACAAUGGACUAUUUUUAACCUCUAGUGGAAUCUGCGAGACGAUCCCUUUCCUACAUCAACUUUUUUCUUCAUCACUAUUUCAUCUUAUCAUGAUCGAAUGCAAUAAUGUUAUCUAUUAAACGUAGCAUUUGCUAAAUUGAUCAUGAAAAUAAGAUUUAAGAAAAAUUCCAAUUGUUCAAUAAUUUGUUUUUAUUAACCUACACCUACUAAUAAGAUCCUCUCACAGUUAUCAUAAUCAUAAGAUAGCAAACUUUCAUUCAUUAUUCCAAACGUUUAUGAUUCAAAAUUUAAGCAAUUACAACAAUUUUAGUAUGUGUUUAUCUCAAGUUUACUCAGAACUUGUGUGAAAGAUGUCCCAAUUCAACCCCAGGUGUUGCUGGGCUCAUGAUAGGUACUUUGAGGCUAUAACUAACUGAUUAAUCUUCCAUUGAAUAACUUAUUUUUAUGCUGAACCAUGUUUAAAGUUUGUAGUUCAGUACUGAUUAGAUGACAGCAACCUAAACUAAUUUUUUUUCAGUUUUGUUAAACAUCCUGAAAAUAAAGUAAGGUUGGUAUUGUAAAAAGCUUUGUUUUUUUGUUCUAUGUGGAUCUUUGACUCCAUUGUCUAUUUAGAAUGUUAAAAUACAUCUUAUGUGUGUGCUCAUAGCAUUGUUAGACUAAUAUCAAGUAUCAUAGUAAUUUCCAUUCAUAAGGGCAAUUAGGGGGCAGGCCGCCCAAUCUACGGCACACAGGUCAAAUCCGAACCGCAAGCUGAAUUCAAGAUGCACGCCGUGGUACCAGUAAAACGGCGGAUUGAUGGUGUGGAAAUGGUGGCGCCGCUAGUAAUCUGCACGAAGCUUGAGCAGCGAGCCGUGGUGCGGUUCCUGUGGGCAGAGGGCUACGAUGGGGCGGAGAUCCACCGCCGCCUCACCAACAUCUACGGCGGCAGUGUGCUGCCGCAGCCGUCGGUCUACGGCUGGAUCGACAUGUUCCGCAACGGCCGCACCAGCAUCAAGGUCGUGAAGCGACCGCCGCCGCAACCUGGCCAACCGCCGCAGCCGCAGGGCCCUAUCGGCGGCCAUCGCCCGCCCAUCAGCGCACAGGCUGCUGCCACCAUUGAACAGAUGGGCGGCUUCUAUGGGUGCGGCGACGAGAGCAACACGUCGAGCCAAGAGGUGUCGGAGGCGGUUGGCAGAGGCGGGGCCGGGGGCGGAGGGGACAAGAGUCCGCGGCGGGGGCCAGACCUGCCGAGCAAACAGGAGGCGGGGGUGGGGGUGGGCUUGGGGCCGAUGGGAGCGGUUCGCGCGCCCAAACCGCAGACGUGUCAGGUGUGUGGCAAGGUGCUGUCAUCUGCUUCGUCCUACUAUGUGCACAUGAAGCUGCAUUCUGGCAACAAGCCGUUCCAGUGCACCCAGUGCGAGGCCACCUUCUGCCGCAAGCCCUACCUUGAGGUGCACAUGCGCUCGCACACCGGCGAACGGCCCUUCCAGUGCGACGUCUGCUUCAAACGUUUCACGCAGAAGAGCAGCCUGAACACACACAAGCGUGUGCACACAGGCGAGCGUCCGUACGAGUGCGACAUCUGCCAGAAGCGGUUCGCGGUGAAGAGCUACGUGUCAGCGCACCGCUGGAGUCACGUGUCUGAGAAGCCUCUCGGCUGCAACCAGUGCAACCUCACGUUCACCUCCAAGAACCAGUUCACGCUGCACAUGCGCACGCACAUGCCCGGCCGCAUGUUCGACUGUCACAUCUGCGGCAAGUCGUUUGUGCGAGACAGCUAUCUGAUUCGCCACCACAACCGCCAGCACCGCGAUCUCCAGCACAACUAUCCCGAUCUCAGCUGUCAAGUCAGCCAGGAUCGAAGUAAGUCGCCGAAUUUUGAUGCCGAUGAACGCCCAGAAAGAGGAGGCGGCGGUGGAGGUGGCGGGGGAGGAGGAGGUGGUGGUGGAGGCGGAGGUGGCGCUGGAGGCGGUGGUGGAGGAGGAGGAGGUGGUGGUGGAGGCUCCAUGCCUUCUGAUGCCAGGCAGUCUGUCAAUCUUGAGAACCACUGGAGAGUAUUCGAGCGACAUAUGACUUCUACUUCACCGAGCAAAUCGCCGCCUGCAUUCGAAGUGGAAGGUCGCCAAGAGAGAGGAGCGCCAUCAUCCUCAUCAUCGGAGCCCCGGCCUUCCAUCAACCUCGAAAAUCACUGGAAAGUAUUCGAACGUCACAUGACCAACCCUCCGUCACGCCGUGGAAGCGUUUUCCCAGGUUUAGUUCCUCCUGUUGGUGGACCUUCACAGAAUCGAUCUUCUCAUGUUCCUUCUUUGAAUGACGUCAUGAACUCUUCUUCACAGUUUAAUCAACAGUCACAGUGACCCCCUCCUAAUCCAAGCAAGAAUAUUCGAAAAUUCCGAUAGGCUUGACUUCAACAGACAUGAAACAUUUCGAAACUUGUGACCUUGUUUCAAAGGAACACUUCUUUUUAACUUGGUGAAAAAAUACCCAGAAGUGACAGAACAUUUAUGAAUUGAACAAUGAUGUAGCAUGCCAUAAUCAUUGUAUGAAAGUAUUUUAGUUUAGCAGAAAUUAUUUUUUAAUAGAAUAUUAAUAUGCUAGAUGUAUGCAUUGUAAAUUAAAUUGGGUUUGGUUAUUGCAGUAUUUUAAACUUAAACUUGAUACAGAAAUAUGAAUAAUGUAUUAGAUUUGGAAACUAAUUUUAAUCUUCCUAUCCUAGAACUGUAUUAUACAGUUAUUCUCUAUGAUUCUGUACAGUUAUUCUGUUGGUAAUUAUCCAACAAUUUUCAAGGAAUUCAUCAAAGGAACAGUUUUAAAGUGAUUAAAUUAGGCUAUAUCCUAUUAUUCUAUGAUAAAAUAACUAAUAACUAAAGAAAUUAGUUUUUGUUAGAGAAAUAAUUGUUUAAAAUAUUGAUAUUUUAAUGAAUGAACAAAGCCAUUUCAAAAAAUUGUUAAUAAUCGUCGGUAAUAUUUUAUAUUCUUGACUCUGUGAUUCCUAAAAAAAUGAAUGUUCUAAUUGUUUUGUAAGCUUAAUGUUGAUUUUUUAUAUAAAUUUAACUAGGAAUAUGUAGAACAACAGUAGUGUAUUAAAAAUUAUAACAAGCAAGACAGUAGUCGAAAAAUGAAAAAACUCGCCCGUUUCAUGUUUUAUACGUUGAUGAUUUCAAGCAGUUUUUCUGUGGAACUGAAAUUUAGAUUAGACUUUCUGACUCUCGUAGUGACAGUAAUGUUCCUACUUUGUGUAAUCUAUGCUCAUUUUCUAUUCUAAACGACGCUUCUCUUCCUCUAUGUGAUCGCAUACCAGCAUUUUCGAAUCCACGGCUGUGAGCACACUAAUCUUUUCACUUGUUCCUUGAUAUUUGGUGGCCUUAAGCGCACAUAUACUCUCAUAUCAAAGUGGUUUCAUUGGAUGAUUGUUGUGAGCUUGCUAAUCCACAAGCUUUAACAACAUUCCCAAAUUUCCUUUUAUUAGCGCUGGGAAGUUCUAGAUCACCGUUUUUCUUUGUUCUAAAUCGCUGUCAUUAAUAACCAACAAGGUACUGGAUUGCUGAUCUUUCAUUCACAACUCUUCUUGAGUAGUUUAGCAAGUGAGCCCAUAUCGAUUUGUAUUCAAAUUGAAUUGUAUAAUCAUUGUCGUACUCAUAACCGCGAGAAAUCCAUAACAUAUUCGAUAUUUUCAUGUUUAUAAAUUGUGGUAGCUUAUAUUUUAUUUGUAUUGAAUUUAUUUUCGACUUAUGCGUCAUGCACUAGAAUUUACAUCACAUGUAUGUAGCUGUUGAAAUAGUUUCAACUCAAUAUUAGGUAUUUAUUACACUAAUGUAGCGUACCUACAACAGUUAAUAGAUGAAAACCAGCUCUAUUUUGCGCAUGAAACAAUUUUUUUUAGUGAGGAGAAAAACAAGUCAAACUCUAAAGUGGCCGAUUUUUGGCGAAACUUUGAUUCGUUUACUAAAAUGUUUAUUUUAAAUUUAUAGCUUAUUCGUUUGAAGUUUUUAAAUUGGAAAGUAUAGCAAGUAUAGAUAACUUCAGCAAAUCAAAAAAAAAAAAAAAACUGUAAAUAAAAUUUGUAGAUUUUCUAUGCAGUGAGGAUGAAUGAAGUAUAUAAAUAUAAAACUUUCUCAAUCGUGUGUAGCAGAAUUGUGAUGUGCUUCUUUUGAGAUGAAAGACAAUCAUGACUUCAGUUCCAUCUAAUUGAUAACUUUUCCUUUAAAUGAAAAUAACUGCAAUUUCUUCGGCUCUUUAGCCAUACUAGGUGAAGUCACAUACUUUGUCAUGCCUAUUCUCUCAUAAUAUCUAAUAGCUUUGGAUCCUCAUAUGGGUUAGGAAGCUCAGGAGAUGAUUUUAUCAACUUAUUGACACACGCUACUAACUACUACACUCAACUAAUUGACAAAUGUUUGUGAUAAACGAUCUAACAGUUUUAGAAAAACUAAUACCAGAGGAAGUAACUAUUUAGUUUAUUCAUCUGAAAAUAUUAUACAGACUUUUCAUUUAAAAUGGCUACGUCCUAUGGCUAUCCCCAUAAUAUUUUAUAAUAUACUAUUAAAAAUCUUCUAAGCCGAAUCACAGAAACGUUCUUCACUACUGUAUCUUAUUAACACAACUAGAUAUUAUUUAUAGUUAUAUAUUAUAUACAUAGACAAUAUAUUUAUUUAUUAUUUUAUUUGUUUUCGUUAUAAUUGCUAGUAUUUUGGGAUUAAUAGUUAAUUAAUCUCAUAAUUUCUCAUUAAUGGUAUUUUUUAUAAGCCCAGUUCUAAUUUAGUGUUUAAUUGAGACAAUGUUAAUUUUAUUUAGCUCACAUCCUUGAUGGAUCAAUUAUUCAGCUUGCUGUUAGACUAUCUUAUAAUAAUAUACAUUGAAUAUUUUUAAUUAUUUCUACUUCUGCUUAUAAUUACUUGUAUGUUCAUUUUUUAUUUUAUUUUACUAUUAUGUCUCUAUUUAUUUUUUUACAAUAUAUAUUUAUCAAUAAAAUCAUUUUUAUUCGUUUUGUACUUAGAAAUAAAUAAUGAAAUAGUCUAGAUGACAGACAGUAAAAAUGAUAACUAUAUAUAAUAGUUUCAAGUGUAGACUACUCCGUAUAUGUGAUUAACUGUAAACUCCUAAAUAAAUUAAUAGUGUAUUGUAAAUAUCGUAGGCUAUGAAGUACAUGUCAUAGAGUAUUAUAAAUUUCAUAGACAUGGAGGAAUAUGAAAUUCAUAUUUCUCAUAGAUUAUAUUGUAGACGUCAUGAAGUUCAACUCAUUUCAAAUCGAAUCAUUCAACUUGCAUUCAAGUAUUCAAUAUUGAAUCGCAUGUUCAUAAAAUUGUCCACAACACACUUUUCCAAUAAUUUUUAAUGGAUUAGUAGGCAAAAAUGUUAUUGAGAUGAAAAUUUUUGAAUUUGCAUAUAUUUUGUCCUAAUAACUUAUAAGCUAAAUGUGAUCUCAAAGAUGUAUCUUGAAAUUUUAAAAAUUGUUCAAAAUCUAAUCCUGAUAGAAUUACUCAUUUUUUAUUGGUGGAUUUCAAAGUUAUUCAUUAUUUCAUCAGAAUUAGAUUGUUUUAUAUGAAUUUGAUUAAGAGACACCAAGUAUAACUCUAUUCAUCCUGAAACUCUUAGUAAACACAAGCAUAUAUUAAUGGGGAAAAUGAUCAAUCUUCGUCAUUAUAAGUUACAAAUCAUGCACGUAAUUCGACAGAAUGAUGGCUGAAUUUUGUUUGCUUCUCCAAUAAUACAAUUUAAAAUUUGUUCUACUUUUAUUAUUUAAUUUGAUUAUAAUUUUGUAAAUAGUAAUUCCUUAUCUGAAUACCACCUCACCUGCAAACGACAGCUAAAUCAAUAGGAUUUUUUUAAAUGCGUGUAAUACACAAAAUAUUGUAUUUUAAAACAAAUUAAUAUUUAUAGAUUCCAUAGAUCAACUUUUCCUGGUUAGCAUUAAUAUCAAUAACUAUCAUUCUAUACAGGACACUGUUAUUGUAUCUUAUAUUAUAUCAAUGUGCAUAAAUCAGUAUUAUAAAUUCAAUAUUAGUUCAUGCCAUUGUUGUUUUUAACAUAACUCAGAAUAGGGUCGAGAUGUUCGAUUGUUUUUUUUUUAAUUGAAGUGGUGUGUGGUACUUAAGAAUUCAUUUCAAUUCAAGAGUAUUCAAUUCAUUUGAUCAGAUUUAAUUAUAAGUUCUCUUUAUUGAUACUAAUAGAUUAUAUUAUUGACUAACUCAUGUUAUAUUUAAUAAUAAAAGUAUACAAUGCUUGAGA